GAGAGGGCAGCAGGCCCUGGUCUCACACUCUCCAGGAAGUGGCAGCUUCCAGCCCUCUGGCUGGGAUGGGACGGAGGCAGGACCUGCGUCGUGUGAGCUGGCGUCCCCCAGGGCCGAGAGGUCGUGUGCCUGAAUGGUGGCUUUUCUCUGGGCAGGUGUGGGGGCAUCAUUUCUCUCAGGACCCUCCUCUACUACAGAUUUGUUUUGGUGACUAAAUGGUGUGCUCACGUCACUUCUGUGUGAGGCCAGUGACGAGUCUGCUCCUCGGCCGGACGUGUGGCUGCUGGGUCCCCCCGCUGGGACUCCCAGUCUUCAGCGUGUGUGCAUCCACGUGCGCUGGGGCUGCGCCUGCUCCCUGCCCGGGGUCUCACUCACCUGGCGAAGGCUGGCUGAGCCUUUGGGACGGGCAGUGGGGGAGCAGGGGGAGGAGGAGGACAGGAGAGAGUUCCCGGUGGAGAAGCCCAGGACCUGAGCGAUCAGCCGCACCACCUCUUGGAAGAGCUGAGUGUGGCCCAGUGUCUGGCAGGCCUGGGCAUUGGUGCCAGGCUGUUGCCUGGGAGCCCUGGAGGGUCCUGGGUGGGGCGGUGCAUGGUCAGCCCAGGGGCCACCCUGGUAAGAGAGGUGGGCGGACGGGGCAGGUGGACAUUGCAAAGUGGAGGCAACAGGGCUCAAUAAGCACGGGUCUGUGGGGCGAGCCAGGGGGGGUCCUAGGCCCCAGGAGGCCCCUCCACCUCCCAAGGCUGAAGCUGCUGCUCAUCGCUGACCUGCCCCAGGCCAAGCUGAGCGCCCAGCACGAGCCCAGGACCAACACGGUCAUCCUUGUGGACGCGGCCGGGCAGGUGACCUUCACGGAGCGCAGCAUGCUGGACAGGGACCCUUCCCGCUGGGAGACCAGCACCCACGAGUUCAGGCUGCAGAGCUAACCCCCAGCCCUGGGCAUGACUCAGCCAGCACCCGCCCAGGACGAGGGCCUUUAAUGUGUGUUAUCUAUCCAUGUCCCCGUGUCCAGCUUGGGGUCCACUCUUAUGCAGUGGGAGGGACAGUCCGGGGCAGGCCCAGGCAUGCUGUAUGUGUGGAUGCACCUGGCCUUACCCCCUGCCCAUGCACACAGGCCCAC
Molecule: messenger RNA, 1117 nt
Organism: Manis javanica (Malayan pangolin)
Lineage: Eukaryota; Metazoa; Chordata; Mammalia; Pholidota; Manidae
Source: RefSeq, a predicted model, not a curated record